AUGGUGCAACUUGAAAAUGGUACAAAUUUUUUCAUCAAUGACAAUGUUGAUGUGUUGAUAGUGAUAUUGCAAAGGCUAGAUGGUGGUUCCUUAGGUGUAGCUGCAUGUGUUUGUAAGUUAUGGUGUUCCAUCACUAGAAAUGAUUCCCUUUGGGAGCACCUUUGCUUUCGCCACGUGUCUCCUCCCCCGGAGGGUGUGAGGACGGUGGUUUUGGCUCUUGGAGGGUACCGAAGACUUUAUAUGGUGUGUGUUAAGCCAGUCUUGGACCGGCUUAGGAAGUGGAGGAAAGGAACGGGUUUUGAUGAGUCGGAGGUAAUGAGAAGAGUUUGGAUGCAGCAUGAAGUGGAACUUUCAUUAUCGUUGUUUUGUGUGGAUUAUUAUGAAAGAGUGUUUUUGGGUGGUGGUGGUGGUGGAGGUGGUGCAGCAGCAUCAUCACUUAUGUUCCUAUGCAAUGCCGUUAAUGUUUAG
Messenger RNA from Solanum verrucosum, 468 nucleotides. RefSeq names its product F-box protein SNE-like. Gene Ontology annotation, cellular component: SCF ubiquitin ligase complex. Lineage: Eukaryota; Viridiplantae; Streptophyta; Magnoliopsida; Solanales; Solanaceae. Gene Ontology annotation, molecular function: protein binding. The coding region runs from base 1 to 468 and encodes 155 amino acids. The transcript has a single exon. The record is from RefSeq and is a predicted model, not a curated record. Gene Ontology annotation, biological process: gibberellic acid mediated signaling pathway; regulation of gibberellic acid mediated signaling pathway.